Zophobas morio is the source of this 616-nucleotide messenger RNA. RefSeq names its product immunoglobulin domain-containing protein oig-4. Gene Ontology annotation, biological process: homophilic cell-cell adhesion; synapse organization. NCBI's taxonomy places the organism in Eukaryota, Metazoa, Arthropoda, Insecta, Coleoptera, Tenebrionidae. The record is from RefSeq and is a predicted model, not a curated record. Gene Ontology annotation, molecular function: axon guidance receptor activity. The coding region runs from base 105 to 587 and encodes 160 amino acids. The transcript is spliced from 4 exons. Gene Ontology annotation, cellular component: plasma membrane; axon; neuronal cell body.
UGCAAUCCGACAAUUGAGACGAAUUACGGGCAAUCUGUGCACCGAGGGGGACUAAUGAAUUUUUCUAUAACGUUCGCAGAUUUGAUAGAGAACGGUUCGUCGAAAUGAGGGCUGCUGUUCUCUGUGUCGUGGUUCUGGUGCUCGCGGGGCUAGUGGGGGAUGUGCAGGGCCGCCGGGGGCGCGCGAGGUCGAGGACCAAGUCGAAGGUGCAACUGGGGCUACCGAUCACGGGGAAAUAUAGGGACCCGGAGUCAGACCAGUACUACAAUAACAAUAACGGAGCUAAAAUUACGCUAGCGUCGCACUUCGAUUACGAGUACGUGUUGGGGCACAAAAUCGCGUUCGUGUGCGUGGCCAAGGGCAGACCGCGGCCCCACAUCACGUGGUACAAAGAUGGCAGCGAGAUCUUCACCCAUCUGUACCUCAACAUACACGAGUGGACUAUGGGAGAGGACGGGAUCAAGAGCAAGCUCGAAAUAGACCCGGCGACCCAAAUGGACGCCGGGAUUUACGAGUGUACGGCAGACAACAUGUAUUCUAUUGACCGUCGGUCUUUCAAGACCGAUUUCAGUAUUGUAUUUGAUUGAUUGUGUGAUAAAUAAAGUGCUAACCUCUU